Molecule: messenger RNA, 3816 nt
Organism: Seriola dumerili (greater amberjack)
Lineage: Eukaryota; Metazoa; Chordata; Actinopteri; Carangiformes; Carangidae
Gene: mmp16
Product: matrix metallopeptidase 16
Exons: 11
Coding region: 331-2169 (612 amino acids)
Biological process (GO): proteolysis; extracellular matrix organization; skeletal system development
Cellular component (GO): extracellular matrix
Molecular function (GO): metalloendopeptidase activity; zinc ion binding
Source: RefSeq, a predicted model, not a curated record
GGCAGCUAUGCCGCGCGGUGCAGAAAACGGGCUGGACGCGUCCGCUUGGAACAACGGCCGGUGUAUCGGAGGACUGACCCGGGGUCUGCGGGACUGAAAGGCUGCUGACAGGCGUCAACAGCUAAUUUUGCCGGGGGAUAACCUCCUGAAUCCGCGGAGAAAGCUGCCGACUCCGCUCCUCCCGCUUCCCCUUUCUCUCUCCUGCUUGAGAGACACCGACACAUCAGCUAUGUUGCUGCUAAACGUGUAGGAUUUAUUCCCGUCGUCCGCGAGUGAACCGACUGUAAAUAAAAGCGAACAGAGACAGAACGCGACAGCAGCGGGUCCACUAUGGUUUUACUGGCGCUCCGCAACAGGAGAUGUCUACACAGCUGCUGUAUGGGGACGCUGUGUUUGCAGUUGGUGCUGUGGAUUGUAUGUGCCGUGAACGGAGAGGAGCAGCCGUUCAGUGUGGAGGCAUGGCUCCAGAGGUAUGGCUACCUCCCUGCUGCAGACCCCAGAAUGUCAGUGCUGCGUUCUGCCCGAGUCAUGCAGUCCGCUAUCGCUGCCAUGCAGCGCCGCUACGGCCUCAAUGUCACAGGGACUCUGGACAGCAACACUAUAGACGAUAACACAAUAAGGUGGAUGAAGAAACCCAGAUGUGGGGUUCCUGACCAGAUAGGGGGUGCGUCCAAAUUCAGUGUGAGGAAACGGCGGUACGCCCUCACAGGGCAGAAGUGGCAGCACAAACAUAUCACAUACAGUAUAAAGAACGUGACGCCCAAGGUGGGUGCUGAGGAGACCCAUGAUGCCAUUCGACGAGCCUUUGACGUUUGGCAAAACGUGACGCCACUGCGCUUUGAGGCUGUGCCCUACAGUGAGUUGGAGAGGACCAAGAAAGACGUGGACAUCACCAUCAUCUUUGCUUCAGGUUUCCAUGGUGACAGCUCGCCCUUUGAUGGCGAGGGUGGCUUCCUGGCUCACGCGUACUUCCCAGGGCCAGGAAUCGGAGGUGACACACACUUUGACUCAGAUGAGCCAUGGACGCUGGGAAACCCCAACCAUGACGGUAACGAUUUGUUUCUGGUGGCAGUCCACGAGCUCGGCCACGCUCUGGGCCUCGAGCACUCCAACGAUCCCACGGCCAUCAUGGCUCCAUUCUACCAGUACAUGGACACUGACAACUUUAAACUUCCCAUGGACGACCUGCUGGGCAUCCAGAAGAUUUAUGGGCCUCCUGAUAAGAUUCCCCAGCCCACUAAGCCUUUGCCGACAGCACCCCCUCCUCGCUCCCAUCCUCCUUCAGAUCCCCGUAAACCAGACAGGCAGACGCGACCUCCGAGGCUGCCCCCAGGGGACAGACCGUCCCACCCCAACGCUAAACCCAACAUCUGUGAUGGAGGCUUCAACACCCUGGCCAUACUGAGGAGAGAGAUGUUCGUCUUCAAGGAUCACUGGUUUUGGCGGGUGAGAGAUAACUCGGUCAUGCCGGGAUACCCCAUGCUCAUCAGUGUUUUCUGGAGAGGCCUGCCACCCAAGAUAGACGCCGUCUACGAGAACAGUGAGGGCAAGUUUGUCUUCUUCAAAGGAAAGCAGUUCUGGGUGUUUAAGGACACAGUGUUGCAGUCUGGAUACCCCAAGGACAUCACCCAGUUCGGCCAUGGCAUGCCAGCGCAGAGCAUCGAGACCGCUGUGUGGUGGGAGGAUGUGGCCAAGACCUACUUCUUUAAAGGGGACAGGUACUGGCGCUACAAUGAGGAUAUGAGAACCAUGGACCCUGGCUAUCCUAAGCCUAUCACAGUGUGGAGAGGUGUGCCUGACUCGCCACAGGGGGCCUUCGUCGACAAAGCCAAUGGUUUCACCUAUUUCUACAAGGGGAAGGAGUACUGGAAGUUCAACAACCAGUUCCUCCGGGUUGAGCCGGGCUACCCGCGCUCCAUCCUCAAGGACUUCAUGGGCUGUGAGCUGACGCCCAUUGACCCAGCCCGCCCACCAGCCGACGACGGCAACACAGACGUGGUGAUCGAGCUGGACAACGAGGCCAACACGGUGAAGGCCGUCGCCAUUGUCAUCCCCUGUGUGCUCGCACUGUGCCUACUGGUGCUGGUCUACACUGUGGUGCAGUUCAAGAGGAAGGGUACGCCACGCCACAUACUGUACUGUAAACGUUCCAUGCAGGAGUGGGUCUGAAACAUCGGAAAGAGACGAGAGUGUGGGAGGAGAGACUGGUGAAAACAGGAUGACGGCCCACACUUUCACAGAGAGGAGGACAGUGGACUUUGGACAUCUUUAGUACAACACACAGCCACACGUCCUCCGUUUGGGUGAUCUGAUAGCUUUGUUCAGACCUGCAGAAACAGCCAGACAGCCUGUCGGCAGCCCUCAGACCUAAAGCUGACUCCAAUAACCCCCGGCCUUUUUAACAAAUUGGGGGGCAGAAGGACAGUUUGAGGGGGAUCUUUGCCUGAAAUGACCUUCAGUCCCAGUCAAAGAAAAAAAAAAGAAACAGGAGGGUCGGCAUCACUUUGUAUCUCAGACACAUGACUUCCUGUCCCCUUCCUUUUUUCUUCUAUGCUCGACUGCUCUUAAUCAGAGUGAGGACUUUCAGGGGGACACGCUCUCUUCCCACAGGGCACUGCAUUUCAUCUGUCAUAUCAGGUUGUUGAUUAAACAACAGUUUUCUAUUCUCUGAUCUUGGUGCCCCCACUUCAUUCUGCACUCAAAAGAUAAAGUCUCAGAUAAACCACCUAAUUACAUUACCAGUCUUCAAUCCUGAUUCUUUUAGUUUUUUCGUUUUUUUAAAAUGUCAAAAUUUUUAUUGUAUUCUUUAGAGAAAGGAGGUCCUCACUGUUCCCUUUAACACACUCCUGAGGAAGAGACCAAACGAAACCAAAUAAAAUCUAUUUCUCUCCAAAGAGGAUCACAUUUUAUUUUCUUUCUUUUUGUUCUCAUUUCUGUUCAUCCUUCCUUCCCUUCUCUGGAUCUUUGCAGUGAUUAAGAGUCGGGGAUCUCUGACUGUUGUGGCAGUCUGUUCGAGACAGGGGCCAAAUUAUUCUGCAAUAUUUUAACUCGCCUUAAUUAUAGAUCAUACUACUUGUACUUGGUUUUUGCUGUUCUUGGUGUGUUUUUUUUUUUGGGGGGGUUUUUUGUAUACUGUUCUUUUUUUGUUUUUUUUAAAGAAGCUAAUUGAGAGCUUCUUGUGAUUGGUAUUUCUGGAUUCUAUUACGUUACACAGAGAUCUCAGCACUGGCUUGCUGAGCUAAUCUGGACAGGAUACACAGUGGGGUCAGCCUGUAUUCAGACUAACGUGUUGUAUCGUAACAAGAUGUUGGAAGGUUCUGGAGUAAAGCCACUAUUUUUGUGUGUUAAGAUUUUUUUUACUUUUAUUAUUUCCAUAUGACACAGGCUCAUCUAGGACUUAACAGUCUUGUUAUUGGAUUUGCUGAUGUGAUUUCUUUUGUCAUGUCCUUGGCCCAUGCUCCUUAGUUUGAAGACAUGUGCAUCCAGAGAGUUAACUCUGUAUGGUUAUAUGUGAAUGGACAGACCAUUUUUUAAAAGAAAUCCUGUUGACUGCCUUGUUUGAGAGAGCUCACAGUUCCCAGAAUGCUCUUGUCUCCUGACUGAGGACCCACAAAGUGAGACACCAAGUCAACAUCAGUGCCUGUGUCAACAUGCAUGCAAGCAUUUACUGUACAAGCGGUUCUGCUCAACAUGGCUUUGGAUCCCCUCAAAAGCUAAGGAGGAAGUUUUCUCUUGAAGAUGUUUUCAUUUAUUUUUGUACAUUUAAGUGUAACACCCCCCUCCCAGGUACAAUUAACUCUAAAAAAAAAAAAAAAA